Anopheles aquasalis is the source of this 4292-nucleotide messenger RNA. RefSeq names its product erythroid differentiation-related factor 1. Gene Ontology annotation, biological process: positive regulation of DNA-templated transcription. The record is from RefSeq and is a predicted model, not a curated record. NCBI's taxonomy places the organism in Eukaryota, Metazoa, Arthropoda, Insecta, Diptera, Culicidae.
CGAACGUAAGGAAAAUCUCCAACAUUCUAGAAACAAAAAUUUGUGAAGAGCAGUGCAGCAGAGCGCGAACGUGCAUUUAAAACAUAUUCCCUAGUUCAAUGGUGUUUUAAGGAGCAACGAAAGAUGAUAGAUGAUGCGGAAAUCGAACGUUGCCCAUCGGUGGCAACCGUCUCGGUGCCGGACGGCCUCCAGGUCAAAUCGAACGCAAUCGUGCGGUUCCUGAACGUACAGAGCACGGUUCCGUUCGCAAGGCUCAAGUGCAACACGAACCUCAACAUGCCACCCUCGAACUGGCUCAGCAAUUCGGCCAACUCGUACGGUUUGGGCCAGUUCCUCUCCCAUCAAGCCGGUUUCAGCAGCUUCCGCAUGGCGAACAUGUUUCCGGAUUGUGUCGGCGGAGUGGACGUUGUGUCGGAUGCGGAAAACAUCAAGCGACUGUUGAAGCUGCCGUACUCGAGCAAAAGCGUCAUCUCGAUGAUCGUGCACCGGAUCGAGAACACGCUGCUGAUCGACGAGUUCGAUGUGGCCAAGUAUCUGCUGCAGCAGGAAGAGAGCGAGUGGCAAUGGUUACGCUCGUUCAUCGUGGAAAACAUCAUCAAGAGCUUGAGCGACACGGAGCGGAAGCUGUUGCUGCAUCCGAAAUCGCGCGAAGCCUUCCAUCAGAAGUACCUCACGUCAAAGUUCCUCUACCACAGUCUUCAGGAGGGCGGUGAAGCGGGAACGGGAGCUGAACCGAUCGUGGCACCGAACGAUUGCGCACCGUACAAGGCACUGCCACUGGCCGGGCCGGUACUGCCCGAGCCGACCCGCGAUGAACACUUUCCGGAUGCGCAGCAAACGAAUCACGUGUUCAAUCGAAAUGUAAUCUGGACAUUCGAAGACAUUCGCAUGCUGAUCGGUACCGAUAUGCCGAUCUUUGGUGGAGCGAAUCGACCCUGCAUCAGUUUGCGAUUGCGCGAUGAAUCGAAACCGAUCAAUGUGCUCACCGGGAUCGACUAUUGGUUGGACAACCUGAUGUGCAACGUGCCGGAGGUGGUGAUGUGCUACCAUCUCGAUGGGAUCGUGCAGCGCUAUGAGCUGAUCAAAACGGAGGAUCUACCGCGGUUGGAAAAUUCGGAAUUCUCUCCUCAGCUGAUACGCAACGUGGCCCAGAACAUUCUCGCCUUCCUGAAGGCCAACGUUACGAAGGCGGGACAUACGUACUGGUUGUUUAAGGCACGGAACGACGACGUGGUGAAGCUGUACGAUCUAACAACCCUCUGCAAGGGGCACGAAGCCGCCACCGAGGAUGACGGUGGUGAUGGUGAUGGUGCGCCGAAUGGAUUGGCCGGAAUGAUGUCAGCGGAAUCGGGAAGCGGAAGGCCAGCUUCGGAUGAAGAACGGCGACGGCGAUCGGCUACAGGCGCUGCGGAUGGGGCAGCUGAUGGUUCUUCGAAUCGACCCGGACAGAAUCCGUUCACCGUGCCGGUAGCAAUGCUACUGUACACCGUGGCUCGUAACAUGAAAAAUUCCGUCACCGGUGGUGGCAGCUUGCCCGCUUCCAAGGCAGGCGCCAUCCGUACCCUGCUCAACAAUUGCAUCAAACUGCUGCCGAAAGAGAAAUAUCCACAAAUCGUUACCUCAUCGCAUUACAUUCUCUCCGAUCUGCACAUCCCGGCCGACACCGAUCCUGGAUCACCCAAGUUCAACUCGACUGUGGCCGAGGAAGAUGACGACGAUACGGCCUUUCUGUUCGGAGAACGAAACACCACACCAUCACCGUCGGAGAAUGGGCUGGACGAUCCACUCGAUAGCGAAGAGCGACAUCGGCCGGAAGCACAGCUUUCAGAUGAAUCCACACCGUCCGGUAGUGCUGGUGGUGGCAAGUUGGAGGCCGCUAUCAAGAGCAUAAAGGACACGCUAAAGGAAUACAAGGGUGAUGCGGAGGGGCUUGGAAAGCACAACUCACGGCCAGCACCCCUACUCUGCAAUACCGCGGAACGAUGCCAAAUUGCGCUGCAACACAUCGUCGCAGGACUGCAGUGUCUGCAGUACUUCGACAGCUACGAGGAGCAGAAGCAGCGCGAGAAGGAAAAGGAAGCCGAACGGCGUCGUAUCAUUCACGAGGAAACGCAUCAAAAUAUGGCCGAACCGGAAUGUGCCAUACCGCUGCCAUACGAACCGCUGAGCACUGGGCGCGAGUCAUCACUGGAUCCCGAGUCCCCUAUUCCGAUGGGUUGGAAGGAACGAUCGAACGGUGAGGGUGUAGAAUCGGCCACCGAAGCACCCACUUGCGCAGAGGUGGAACCGGAUGAAAAGAUAUCCCCUGGCAAGGUUCGGAAACGUUCAAAACGGAAGCAACAACCAGCGGAACGGCAAAAGAAGCCGCCGAAAGCAAGCGCUCAGCAAUCGCAGGCUGGCGAAGAGGACCCCAGGGCAUUACUGUUGAAGGGUGAGAUCGGUGUAAUUAAGUCGUGGAACGUGCAUUUGAAGAUCCUCUUAUUCGAGAAGGCGUGCCUGGUGUACGCGACAAUGGCCGAGCAGGAGUACGCGCAGCAAAACUAUGGAACUACGUUACGCCACCUCUAUUCGGCGAUACGGUGCCAACAAGUAGUGACCAAGUACAUCUCGUUCGUUUCGUCACAGCGUGGACUGCUGUUGGGGCGAGCCGGUGAUUGUUUCUUUCAGUUGGCCAAACAGUGGGACAACAUUGGGCGCUAUAUGGAGCAGUAUGGGGACGAGCAACGGGUCGAUCAGUUGAUCAUGGAAGAGCUGGUGAAGGAUAUCGGGGUCGAGGUAGAAAACACGUUACCUAAACCGACCGAAAACGUGGAGCAGCUGAUGAUCACGAGCUGUGGUUGCUACGAAACGGCAAUCACCUGCGCAACGAGCAAGGAUGCACAGGACGAGCUGAAGCGCCGAUUGGGUAGCGUGCGGAAUGAGCUGGGUGUCAAGUAUAUGCACUGGGCACAGGAAGAGUACCAGCGGUACUGGGAGGCACACGCUGGUGAACAGCCGGAGGAGCAGAUCGGCCAUUCGGCUGAGACCAAGGAUGGUGAUCUGAAGGUGGAACCAUUGUAUCAACUGUUGGCCAAGAAAUCGUUCGAUUCCCUGCAGAAAGGUGUAACGCUGUUUGAGGCGGUGGCCGAUACGACCAAUUUGGCCUUUUUGCUCUGCAACAUGGGACGGUUUAUGCGAUUCCGGGCGCACAUCCAUCUGGUAGGAGAAAGACCAAACAAUGUGAAUUUGCAGAAGAAGUUCUACCAUGAAGCGUUUGGUUACUAUCAGCGCGCCCUGGGGACGCUUGGGACGCGCAAGGAAAACCCGGAACUGUGGUCACUGGUAAGCUGGGAGCUCUCGACUGCCACCUUUAACCUCGCCAAACAGCUACAGGACCACAGUGAGAUCAACCCUCCGGGGAAGAGCGUACAGUCGGCGGAAGAGAUCGAACAGGAGGUAGUGGAAAUGCUACAGCGAGCGCUGAAGCUCUGCGACCAGGACAACAGUGGCCCCAAACAGGUGCUGUACUCCUUCCGGGCCGCACUCAUACAUCACCGGAUUGCUUCCUACUACCACAUGUCCUAUCGCAAAACGGUGGAUGAGCAACGGCGCAAAACCGUCCUCCAGCUCACGAAGCUACACUACGAGAAGGCCGCCAAAGCGUUCGAAAGCCUCGCCGAACCGCAAGAGUUUCUGCAAAUCCAAAUGGAGCGCAUCGCGCUCCAGGAGUACCUGUGCGAACAGUCGCCGACCACGGCGUCCAAAUCGCGCCACCUACUAGUCGCGCUCGAGCUCUGUAAGCAAGCGCUACCACCGAUCGAACAGCUGGCCAGCAAUAAAGCACAAGUGGCCGAUAUGCCGUCCAGCGCUUCCGACCUGGCUGGACUCGAGGAGCUGUACAAGCUGCUGGAUCUGUUCGAAAAGCGGCUCCAGGUGAUUCUGCGGACGCUCACGAAACUUGCGCUCACUGCAGCCAGUAAGAGGGAAGCGAGGGCCGUGAAUGAACGAAAUGCCGCACACUACAAGGCCUUGUUUGCGGUGGCCCUUGUAAAGCGCCCCGCCACCACCACGGAAGAUAUCGCGGGACGUGAAGCGGCUGGACCCCUAGGGUCAUCCACUUCCGACAGCAUCGGACCGGUUGCGGUCGAACCGCUCAUCAAAGAGUAUGCCUUACAUUUAUGCAGCAUUUUACGUAAAAUUUGUGAUCUCGAUCGUGACCACGAGGAACGUUGAUAAACUGAAUGCCCCUCCUUCCUCUCGAACACGCGAAUCUAAUCCAAUAAAAAAAUAAAGAGCCACGCGCCACCGUUUGG